Molecule: messenger RNA, 1789 nt
Organism: Fragaria vesca subsp. vesca
Lineage: Eukaryota; Viridiplantae; Streptophyta; Magnoliopsida; Rosales; Rosaceae
Product: DUF21 domain-containing protein At4g14240-like
Exons: 13
Coding region: 75-1514 (479 amino acids)
Biological process (GO): magnesium ion homeostasis
Cellular component (GO): intracellular membrane-bounded organelle
Source: RefSeq, a predicted model, not a curated record
ACUCUCAGCUCUCUCAGUCACCGUGGAUGGUGGCGCCGCCGUACGCCUAAACUUACCGCUCAAUCUCGAACGCCAUGAUAACGUGGAAUAGCGCCCGUGACAUAGUCCUCGACUCGGAUGACGUUCCGUUCGGGACCGGUGAGUGGUACCUCUACGCCGGAAUCUCUUGCCUGCUGGUUUUGUUCGCCGGAAUUAUGUCCGGACUCACGCUAGGAUUGAUGUCACUAAAUCUCGUUGACCUUGAGAUUCUGCAGCGGAGCGGUACCUCUGAUCAGAAAAAGCAAGCCGCUGCAAUUUUACCUGUGGUGAAAAAGCAGCACCAGCUUUUGGUCACUCUGCUUCUCUGCAAUGCUGCUGCCAUGGAGGCUCUUCCUUUGUACCUUGAUGAAAUCUUUCACCCUGUGGUUGCGGUUUUGCUCUCUGUAACCUUUGUUCUGAUUUUCGGGGAGAUUAUUCCACAAGCUGUAUGCUCAAGAUAUGGGCUAUCUGUUGGUUCAAAUUUUGUUUGGCUUGUUCGAAUUCUGAUGAUCAUCUGCUAUCCAAUCGCAUACCCAAUUGGGAAGGUUCUGGAUCUUGCACUCGGACAUGGAGAUGAUUUGUUCAGGCGAGCACAGUUGAAAGCCCUCGUCUCUAUUCAUGGCCUUGAGGCUGGAAAGGGAGGUGAACUAACACACGACGAGACAACGAUCAUCAGUGGAGCUCUAGAUUUAACUGAAAAGACUGCCGAGGAGGCUAUGACACCUAUUGAAUCAACAUUUUCCCUGGAUGUUAAUUCAAAGUUAGACUGGGAAGCAAUUGGGAAAAUUCUUGCACGUGGUCAUAGUAGAGUCCCUGUCUAUUCUGGAAAUCCCAAAAACAUAAUUGGCCUCUUAUUGGUGAAAAGUCUCCUUACAGUACGAGCAGAAACAGAGACUCCAGUUAGUGCAGUUUCCAUUCGCAGAAUGCCUAGGGUUCCAGCCGAUAUGCCUUUGUAUGAUAUACUUAAUGAGUUUCAAAAAGGAAGCAGUCACCUGGCUGCUGUAGUGAAGAUCAAAGGAAAAACCAAGACUCCUCUGCUUGCUGCUGAUAGAGAGAAACGUGAGGAGGCCAGACUAACCAAUGGGUGUGUUGCCAUUGAUGUUGAUAAACGUCCAAGUUCUCUGACAAAUAUGCCAACUGUUCAAGAAAACGAUGGUAUUACAAAUGGUAUUUCACAUUUAUCGGAAGAUAUUGAAGAUGGAGAGGUGAUUGGAAUCAUAACCCUGGAGGAUGUUUUUGAAGAACUUCUGCAAGAGGAAAUUGUUGACGAGACAGAUGUAUAUAUCGAUGUACAUAAGAGGAUACGUGUGGCUGCAGCUGCAGCUGCUUCAUCCAUGUCCAGAGCUCAGUCAAGUCAGAAGUUGAUUCAAAAGCAUGCAGGAGCUUCAAAUAAGCAAGGAACUACCCCGAAGAAGUCUGGGGAGGAUGAUCCAAAUUCGAUGAGGUUUUCAGGGAGUCCACGGGAGCCUCUUCUAGGCGGUACAAGAUCACAGUAGUUCCAGUUGGGAUAGAAGGCUACCCUUGCUGCUUCCGGCCUUUGAAUUUUCAUGCCACAGAGGUUGAGGCCAGUGGCAUUUGUGCCCUUGUUGUAUAUCAUCAUCACACAUAAAACUGUAAGUUAGGGUUUUAGUGCUUGAAAGUAAUUCUGGGUUUAAUUUUGUUGAUCUAUUCUCAGUUUCUCACUCUAAAGCUAAAGAAUUAGAGGAUAUACUUCACAUUAAGACUUGGAAAUGAGUUUCGGAAAUGGUGAAAUGUUGUGCUCUUUAAGUUG